Coffea eugenioides is the source of this 7054-nucleotide messenger RNA. Its product is annotated as lysine-specific histone demethylase 1 homolog 3. Bases 288 to 6383 code for a protein of 2031 amino acids. NCBI's taxonomy places the organism in Eukaryota, Viridiplantae, Streptophyta, Magnoliopsida, Gentianales, Rubiaceae. The transcript is spliced from 9 exons. The record is from RefSeq and is a predicted model, not a curated record. Gene Ontology annotation, molecular function: oxidoreductase activity; protein binding.
CACGAAAAAUCAUCCACCAUCUCACUCUACACUAGAAGCAGCGCGCUCGAGAAUUCAGCCGACGACGAUCCCAUCUCAAAAGUCACGUACCACAGGAAACGCUUAACGCUCGCUCCUUACUCCGUCUUGGCGUCUUCGUUUUCCGUUAAUGCAGAAAAAAGCCCUAUUCAUAGCUCCACCACUUCAGGAAUAAUUGAAUGAUUGCAUGAUGGCUCCAGUUUGAGGAGAAUUUGGGGCUGGGGUUCGAUGUGGAGAGACGCUGUUCAAAAACCCUAGGGUUAGUGAGGAUGGAAGGGGAAGAAAAAAACAAGGUUGGUUUGAAGAAAAGGGUAAAGCGGAUUGAAAUUGGGAUUGAUUCGGAUGAUGAUGAACCUAUUGGGUCAUUUUUGAAGCUGAAAAGUAAAAGAAACCCCAAAAAGAAUAAGGUGGUUUCAGAUGGCGAAGACAAAGGGAAAGGAGUUGAUAAAUUGUCGGUUGAAGAUCAGGAUUUGGUUGGCAUGGACGACACAUUAGCAAGCUUUAGGAAGAAGCUGAGAGCUCCUAAGAAGGAAGGUGGGCCUGCUCUGGUGGUUGGAGGGGGGUUAGCUAGUACUGUGGCAGAACCAUCAGUUCAAUCUUUUACCAGACCGGGUCUUGGAGAUUUGGUUUCAAAGGUUAUAGAAAAAGUCAAAGUAGACGAUGAUGGAUAUACAGUUGACAAAGGCUUAGGACUGGGGGCUAGAAGGAAAGAUAGAAGACCCAAAGUUGCAGCAGUGUCAAAGGAUGUCAGUGCUGACUCUGUGUCUAACAAUAUUUCAGAUUGCCAGCCUUCUGGUGAGGGUUCAUGUGAGAAUGAGAAGGAUGGGGAUUUAGGGCUAGGAGACGGUCCUAGUAACUGCUUAGAGGAAGGCUUAGAAGAUCGGUUAUCUGCCUUUUUCCGCAAGGCGCAAUCUGGUUUCAUUAGGAAAUCGUGCAAUUCUUUGAGAUUGAAAUCUGGAAAUGAAACUCAAAUUUCCCGUAAUGGUGUCUCAGAAGAUAUUAUGCCUGAGUCAACUAGCAAGUCUCGAUCUGCUUCGAAGUUGGCCAAUGAAAUAGCUGAGUCUAAACAGUAUUCACAUCUAGCAUCUGGUAGAGGUAAGAUAGGUUUAACAGUGGGUGCUGAUAAGGAUGAUGAAAUUUUGCAGCAAAAAUUUUCCAGUAGAUCCAGUGACGAUGUAGAUGACACAUCAUCUGAAAGAAUUUCAUAUAAUUUAGUUCCCAUGUCUAAAAUCCAAGGAUCUCAAUCUAGUUUAAGGGGGUGUUCUGAUACCUUCAUGCAAGUCCAAGGUGCUGGAUUGACUUCUCAUACACAGAUUUCAUGUAGCUCUGAGCACUGUUCAGGGGAAAGAACUAGUGCUUUAUUGCACGCAAUGGAAGUUCCAGUUGCUGUUUCUGUGUCGGAAGGAUUGGAGAACCAUCAUACUGAUGAGGGUCCUUUGGCGCGAGUGCACAAUAAUGGGCAAAAUUUACGGUCAGAUUUUACUUCAAGUAAUGAUGCAUCAAACUUGGAGCUGAGAACCUGCAAUAGUGUUGGUAAACAGUUUCUGCAGGUUUGUUUAGAUGACGACACACUAAACAGGUCAUGUGAGGAUAAAUUCCCAAGCUCCAAUAGAAAGGUCUGUGGAGAGACUUUGGAACUAUCAAUAUCUCAAAUGGGAGAUGAAACAACAUUUGCGGGGAAGAUGGAUACGGCUGAUGAUUCAAAUUCUGGUCCGCCUGGGCAAUAUUCUGCUCAAGCUCAUGUAUUUUCUACAGCUGAUUCACCCAAUAAGAUUUCAAAUCAUGACAUGGAAAUUUGCACUGCCGAGCCAGAUACUGCUUCAGUUUCUUCAGAAAAGGAAGAUGUCAUGGAGGGUAGUUUAUCUCCAGCAUCAGCUUGUGGAAUCACCCAGUAUGAAUUUGCUCCUCGAGUGAAGCAACAGGACGGACCCCUAAGGCACGUGGGUGAAGCCGAUCAGCUUUCUCAAUGUCAAACUCCCAAUGACUCUUUAAUCUUGAUUGAUAAAUGCAGUUCUGGCUUUUACCAAAAUAAACCUUUUGAUGGAGUGUCAAAAGACGCAUCCUUUCCAAGUCUGGACUAUUUUUCUGCUGAGGAAGAGGUUAAGGGAGCCUCUUCACCAUCAGACAUGCCAGAUUCUAAUGACAGUUAUGCAGAAGAUGCAGGAUUGUUUCCUGAUCCCGAUAAUAAAACCAACAGCACAGAAGUUGGUGGGCGCCGCAAGCCUAGGAAGCGUAGGCUUGGAGAUAUGGCGUAUGAGGGUGAUGCUGACUGGGAGAUCCUAAUCCAUGGGCAAGAUUUUCUCAUUGACCGUCAGGUUGGAGAUGAUUUCCAGUCUUCCACAGCAAGGGAAAAAUUGAGUCCUUCUCUGUCUAACACUUCAGAAACUGAAAAUGGAGGAGCAGCAGCCAUAUCAGCUGGCCUAAGAGCUCAUGCAGUUGGUCCAGUUGAAAAACUUAAGUUUAAGGAGGUACUGAAGCGCAAAGGAGGGCUGCAGGAAUAUCUAGACUGCAGGAAUAACAUUCUAAGUCUUUGGAACAAAGAUGUCAGUCGCAUUUUGCCACUCUCAGAAUGUGGAGUGUCUGAUACAGCUUUGGUGGAUGAAUCACCACGUGCUUCGCUAGUUAGAGAUAUCUAUGCAUUUCUUGACCAAUGGGGUUAUAUAAAUUUUGGUGUUGCUUUGGAAAAGGCCGAAAAUGGUUCUGCACAUAGCUUGAAACUUUUAAAGGAGGAAAAAUUUGUGGAGAGAUCCGGGGCUCCUGUUGCUGAUGCAAAUGAUGGAGUUUGCUUUAUCCUUGGGAGGAUUAGAGAUCCAGAGAGUUCCAAAAUGGAGAAGAAUGACACUGCAUUGGGUGAUGAGAAACAGGUAAUGGCUAAAUCCCAGUUAGAUGAGGGACACAUUAAUCUUCAGGCUGCGGAAAUUUCUGCCCAGACUGAUCAUGAGGGGUUUCCUGCUGUCAAUUAUGAGGAAAAUGGUGUUUUUGAUGCAAAAAUACCUGGUGAAACAGUCAGUUCAGAUUAUUUGGGUUCAAAUCCUUCUAGUGAAGAUGAGAAGAGUAGAAUACUUCCUGUGGAAAAUCCUGAUUCAUUUCCUACAAGUGAAGCACAGGUUGGCAGAUUGUUGUCUUGUGGUCUUUCACAACUUGAAAAAGAUUCUAAUCGUCAACCUAGCUCGUGUGAUGACCAGAGUCAUUUUGGGAUAUGUGAUUUAGAUACCAGAAAAAGAAUUAUUGUUGUAGGAGCUGGGCCUGCAGGUUUAAUGGCUGCAAGGCACUUGAAGCGUCAAGGUUUUCAUGUCACCGUGCUUGAGGCUAGGAGUAGAAUUGGGGGUCGAGUUUAUACCGAUCGCUCAUCUUUAUCAGUUCCAGUGGAUCUUGGUGCUAGCAUUAUUACUGGUGUUGAGGCUGAUGUAGCUACUGAAAGAAGAGCUGACCCUUCUUCAUUGGUUUGUGCUCAAUUGGGCCUUGAGUUGACUGUCUUGAAUAGUGAUUGUCCUCUUUAUGAUACAGCAACUGGUCAAAAAGUUCCGGCCAAUCUCGAUGAAGCAUUGGAAGCAGAAUACAACAGCCUCCUAGAUGACAUGAUAUUGUUGAUAGCUCAGAGGGGGGAGAAUGCAAUGCGGAUGUCUCUUGAGGAGGGUCUAGAAUAUGCCCUCAAAAGACGUUGUAUGGCUCGUUUUGGAAGGGGAAAGAGUCUCAUGAAUACUGAACUGCCUAAAUCUUUGGAUGCUGUUAUGGCCUUUGAAAAAUUUUCUACCGAUGAUGAAGUUCCACAGGGUGAUAGUGGUGAAACAGAGAUCUUGGCUCCUCUUGAGAGAAGGGUUAUGGAUUGGCAUUUUGCCAAUCUGGAAUAUGGUUGUGCUGCAUUGCUUAAAGAAGUCUCUCUUCCUCACUGGAACCAAGAUGACGAUUAUGGAGGAUUUGGUGGAGCUCAUUGUAUGAUUAAAGGGGGUUAUGGCACUGUCGUUGAUUCAUUGGGGGAAGGACUUAGCGUCAACUUAAAUCAUGUUGUAACAGAUAUUAUUUAUGGGCAGACAGAUGGCAUGAGCAAUGAUGACAAGUCUAAGAAGGUCAAAGUUUUUACAGCAAAUGGCAGUGAGUUUUCUGGUGAUGCAAUCCUGAUAACAGUGCCUCUGGGAUGCUUGAAAGCUGAAACCAUCAAGUUUUCUCCACCAUUACCGCAGUGGAAGUAUUUGUCAAUCCAGCGGCUUGGUUUUGGUGUUCUUAAUAAAGUUGUCAUGGAAUUCUCCGAGGUUUUUUGGGAUGAUUCGAUUGAUUACUUUGGUGCCACUGCUGAAGAAACAAGUCAAAGAGGAUGGUGCUUUAUGUUCUGGAAUGUCAAGAAAACUGUUGGGGCCCCUGUUCUUAUAGCCUUAGUUGUUGGCAAAGCUGCUAUGGAUGGCCAAAAGAUGAGCUCUUCUGAUCAUGUAAACCAUGCUUUAUUUGUUCUACGUAAGCUUUUUGGAGAGACGGCUGUACCUGAUCCAGUUGCUUCAGUAGUGACUGACUGGGGGCGGGACCCUUACAGUUAUGGGGCUUACUCCUAUGUUGCUGUGGGGUCAUCUGGAGAGGACUAUGAUAUGUUAGGUAGGCCUGUUGAGAAUUGUUUAUUUUUUGCUGGUGAAGCUACUUGUAAGGAGCAUCCGGACACAGUUGGCGGGGCAAUGAUGAGUGGACUUCGUGAGGCUGUCCGCAUCAUUGACAUAUUGAACACUGGAACUGAUUAUACAGCUGAAGCAGAGGCCAUGGAGGCCGCAAAGAGACAUUCAGACAUUGAGAGGAGUGAAAUUAGGGACAUCAUGAACAGACUUGAGGCUUAUUCUUUGGAUCAGACUCAAAUAUUGACCAAGAAGAGUUUGCUACAGGAUUUAUUUUACAGUGCAAAAACUACUGCAGGAAGAUUGCAUGUGGCAAAGCAGUUGCUGAAGCUUCCCGUUCAAGUCUUGAAAUCCUUUGCUGGAAACAAAGAUGGCCUAAGCAUGCUUAACUCAUGGAUGCUGGACUCCAUGGGGAAGGAUGGCACUCAGCUAUUGCGUCAUUGUGUCCGUCUACUUGUACUUGUUUCGACUGAUUUGCUUGCAGUUCGACUUUCAGGAAUUGGGAAGACUGUAAAAGAAAAAGUAUGUGUACACACCAGCCGUGAUAUUCGUGCUAUAGCAAGCCAGCUUGUUCGUGUGUGGAUUGAAAUAUUCCGCAAAAAGAAGGCCUCAAAAUUGAGGCUGCCAAGUGGUGUUGAUUCUUUUAAGAAUAGAUCAUCUCAAGCUCUGGGGAAACCACCUUUGCGGACAAAUCACAUUGCUCCAGAGAACAGAGGAAGUCCAAAAGUUUCGUCUUCUAGGAAUCAUUUAGCCUCAAGUUCUAAUGUUAUAAGACCAACAGUUGAAGCUAAACCAUCAAGUUCUGAAGGUUCAGUGGAAAGGCAAAAUGCAACAGGAGAGGAAACUAAGGAAAAAGAGGAAAAAGCUGCAUUUGCUGCAAAAGAAGCAUCCCUUGCUGCGGCUCUUGCUGCUGCCAAGGCAUAUGCUUCUUCUGGUGCCAAGAGUGGCUUGUCUUUGCAUCUUCCCAAGAUACCUUCUUUUCACAAAUUUGCUAGACGGGAACAGUACUCACGUAUGGAUGACGCUGAUAUCAGAAGGAAUUGGUCUGCUGGUGCAUUUGGGAAACAAGACUGUCUAUCAGAAAUAGAUUCCAGGAACUGCAGAGUCAGGGACUGGUCUGUCGAUUUCUCUGCUACUGGUGUCAACCUUGAUCCCUCAAGAAUGUCUGUUGAUAAUCAUUCACAGCAUAGCCAGUCAAAUGAGAUUGGCUGCCAGUUGAACUUUAGAGAGCACUCAGGGGAAAGUGUGGCUGUUGACAACAGCCUAUUCACCAAAGCUUGGGUUGAUAGUGCUGGUAGUGUUGGAACAAAAGAUUACAAUGACAUUGAGAGAUGGCAAUGUCAGGCAGCUGCUGCUAAUUCUGAUUUCUACCAUCAGACAAUGCACUUAACUGAUGAGGAGGAUUCAACAUUAAAGUUACCUGCUAAGAAGCCAGAUGGCCCAGCAAAUGAGAGCUCAGUUUCACAAGUUACCGUUAAUAAGGAAUUGGUGAAAAAUCAACUUAGAGGAGCUGAGCGUAUCAAACAGGCUGUUGUGGAAUAUGUCGCUUCAUUACUCAUGCCUCUCUAUAAAGCAAGGAAACUUGACAGAGAUGGUUACAAGACAAUAAUGAAGAAAACUGCUACUAAGGUAAUGGAACAAGCCACUGAUGCUGAGAAAGCAAUGUCUGUUUCCGAAUUUCUUGAUUUUAAACGGAAAAACAAGAUUCGUGCAUUUGUGGACAAAUUGAUUGAAAGACACAUGACGAUGAAGCCAGCUGUGAAAUCAUGAUGAUUGUCUGGAAUGGCUGGUCAUAGUUUUUUGGUGGCUUAUCUGAUGGUUGGGGAAGCAGAAGAUUGUUCCCUUAUGGAUCUUUCCUCGGCUUCCACCUGCAUGUGAGAAUGAGGCGUCCUUUGGAUUUGCCUUGACUUCUUUAUCCAAGCUACCCAACAAGCUUUUGGUAAAUUAAAGGAUGCAGCUCAGGAUGGAACUCUAAUAGUUCUUGUGACUGUGUUCCAAUCUACACAGUUAUGUUGGGGCGACCAAAUCCUACUAUUGUUUCUUCAAAAAAAUGUCAGGUUUAAUGCAAUAUGUCCCAAAAUGUGACAGGAAAUUACAUUACAGGAUGGCAAAGGCCUCCUGUGGUGAAAAUUUGAACAUGGGUGCUAUAUGAAAUGUUAUGGAUUUAAAUCCCACCUGAUAGGCAUCAGUCUCUUCUGAGACACAAGAACAGAAUACAUUUAGGAUUGUUCAUCAUAAUUCAUCAGUUGUAUCUUUUAGGUUAGAAAGUGAAGACCCCUAAUUUUUCCAUUCAGGGAUCCUUGUAGAUGAGAAAUGACAUGUUUUCCUAAUUUUGACAUAUGUACAGCUCAGAAUUGUUUUAAUGGCUACAGGAGUACAGACAUUUGCCGUACUUAUUCCAAGGCAUUUAUGCUCUCUUGCUUUAUUAUAUUUUCUGGUUC